Trichomonas vaginalis G3 is the source of this 897-nucleotide messenger RNA. Its product is annotated as protein CBG06246 family. Lineage: Eukaryota; Parabasalia; Trichomonadida; Trichomonadidae. The record is from RefSeq and is a predicted model, not a curated record. The transcript has a single exon. Bases 1 to 897 code for a protein of 298 amino acids.
AUGGGUCAUCAUGUCGAAUUCAUCAUCAAUCCAUACAUUUCUCGCGGAUUUUAUAUUGCAACUCGAGAUUUAACAUAUGAAAAUCAGAUCUUUAUGGAACUUGGAAAAGAAUUAUUUAGUAAUGUUCAUUAUGACUUUGAUCGUUUGGUUUAUUCGUUCUGCCGGAAUUUUCAAAAGCAAAGGUCUGAAGAUCUUUAUAUUAAUAUUACUACACUUGACAUUAUUGUUAGGAUUUUACUUCUAACAGAUAUGAGCAAAGGAAAUCUUGGAUUUGCUUUAAAGGGUUGUAACGAAUUGAAUUUGGAAAACUUUCUCAAUAAUAAUGUUCAAAUUAAACCUUAUAUUGUUGACUUUAGAGUUAGGAAAAUAGCUCCAAAACUCUACUUCGAUGAUUUCCUUUCCGGAGAUUUUAAUUUAAACUAUAAAGGAUAUUCUAUUAUCUUUGAUGUGCUCAAGGACAAGUCAAAAGAAGAGAAAUAUUACAUGGGAUUUAAAGCAAUUCAAAGCAUUCAAGAAUGCUUAAGAAAUUUGGUACCUCUCGAGAAUCAAGGCAGUUUACAUAAUGCUGAUGAAUUUCGACUUAUGAUUUUGUUGAGUGAAAAGGCGAACGAAAUCAAAUCUCUCUUUCUCCAACACAGAGAUGACUUGCCCGUUCUCAGGAACAGAACGAAUGCAGAACUUAUUGGAUUUGAGAUGAAAAGUUCUUCAGGCCAGGAUCCGAAAGAAAAGAAACAUAUUUCAUACAUCGAAGAUGCUUUUGACAAUCUCGAUCAAUACUGCGAAGAAAUUAUCCUCAACUAUCGAACUCUUAAGAACCACAUCAUUGAUGGCUAUAAUAAUUAUUAUGAUGAAAAAGGAAAUCUCAAAACACAAUCGAUUAAUAAUAAUUUUGAAUAA